CGUCUUCAGUUUAGAACUAAUCGCGUCUAGAAUCGCUCGCAUUUUAUAACAGCCGGCAAACUUGAGCAGGGCAACGUCGACCGCAAUAGAGAUCUAACAAUAAGUCUAGAAGUUUCAGAAGUUUUUUUUUUUUACUUAUUUUGAUUUAUUUGGUUCGAAUUUUUGUUUCUUUUCAUUCAUUUAUUUUUUGUUUUCUUUUCUUCGGCAAGGUGCAAGCGCGUAGAAGGUUUGGCAAAGCUCCAAAACGCACGUUUCAAUCGACAGGUCACGGAUCUUUUCAUAUAAACAAUAUACCUAUAAUGUCGGACAGCGAAGAUGCUGCAGGAAGCGAUGGGAGUCAACAACGACUUCAUAGGCCUAGCCUGACUCGAAAAAUGCGGAGAAGUAUUCGAAGAGUUAAAAAAAGCAUUAAAAAGAUAACCGAGGAUGAUAACGAUGAGGAAUCGACGAAGCCGGUACACGUAGUUCCGGAAAGAUUGUCGACCUUGGUUCUUCAGACGGGAUUUAAGAGGGAUGAAAUUUGCAAGAUUUACAGAGCUUUCAAACAACAUUGCCCGGGCGGUGCGGCAACGCCAAACGAUUUAAGUCCUGCUUAUGCCAAAUUAUUUCCACUCGGAGAUUCCACAAAAUACGCACAGGUCGUUUUCAACACUUUUGAUACUAAUAAAGAUGGGCUUGUUAGCUUCGGAGAUUUCUUGACCGGAUUGGCACUUAUCGUAAAAGGGAAACCUGAGGAAAAAUUGUCAUGGAUUUUUGGACUGUAUGACAUGAACGGAGAUGGGCAUAUCACGAGACAUGAAAUGUCGUUUAUAGUCUCAGCAAUUUAUGAGAUGGUUCAGACUAGCCAAACCAUACAACGGGCAGUGAACAAACACGUCGACAAACUAUUUGAAAAGAUGGAUUUAGACAAGGACGGAGUCAUAUCCAGAGACGAAUUUAUGGCUUGCUGUAUAAACGAUCAAACUAUUUACACCCAACUCUCCAUCUUUGACGAUCUCUGGUAAUUGAAUAUUUAUUGGGAAGGAUUUGAUGCAACUGUUUUCAUAUAAAACUGUAAUUAAAUAAACAUUUAAUAUAACAA
Messenger RNA from Athalia rosae (coleseed sawfly), 1081 nucleotides. RefSeq names its product Kv channel-interacting protein 4. Gene Ontology annotation, molecular function: calcium ion binding. Bases 300 to 1004 code for a protein of 234 amino acids. NCBI's taxonomy places the organism in Eukaryota, Metazoa, Arthropoda, Insecta, Hymenoptera, Athaliidae. The record is from RefSeq and is a predicted model, not a curated record. The transcript has 5 exons.